This is a messenger RNA of Oxyura jamaicensis (ruddy duck), 1284 nucleotides long. It is a transcript of the gene DEDD, whose product is annotated as death effector domain containing. Gene Ontology annotation, biological process: apoptotic process; extrinsic apoptotic signaling pathway via death domain receptors; regulation of apoptotic process. The record is from RefSeq and is a predicted model, not a curated record. Bases 55 to 1011 code for a protein of 318 amino acids. The transcript has 5 exons. Gene Ontology annotation, molecular function: DNA binding; protein binding. Gene Ontology annotation, cellular component: nucleolus. NCBI's taxonomy places the organism in Eukaryota, Metazoa, Chordata, Aves, Anseriformes, Anatidae.
GUGUGGUGCCGGCGGCCGCGCCCAGCGGCUCCUCGGGGCCGGUGCCCGGCGAGGAUGGCGGCCUUCAAGCGCAGCCGCGCGCAGGCCUGGCCGGAGGAGCGGGGCGACCGGGAGCACGGCCUCUACAGCCUGCACCGCAUGUUCGACAUCGUGGGCACCCACCUGACCCACCGCGACGUGCGCGUGCUCUCCUUCCUCUUCGUGGACGUCAUCGACGACUACGAGCGGGGGAUGAUCCGCAGCGGCCGGGACUUCUUGCUGGCGCUGGAGCGGCAGGGCCGCUGCGACGAGACCAACUUCCGCCAGGUGCUGCAGCUGCUGCGCAUCAUCACGCGCCACGACCUGCUGCCCUACGUCACCCUCAAACGGCGACGGGCCGUGUGUCCGGACCUGGUGGACAAGUACCUGGAGGAGACAUCCAUCCGCUACGUGACGCCCCGGGCUCACGGCGACGCGGAGCACGGCCUCGGCCACCCCCACAAAUCAGUGCCUCCCCACCACCCCGUGGUCUGCUGCUCCUCGGCGGGGCCGCAGAUCUGCACCAAGAGGCCCGGCCGCGGCAGGGCCCCCCUCGGCAGCCAGCGCAAGCGGAGGAAGUCGGCGACGCCGGACCCGAAGGAGAAGCAGACCUGUGACAUCCGCCUGCGAGUCCGAGCCGAGUACUGCCAGCACGAGACGGCGCUGCAGGGCAACGUCUUCUCCAACAAGCAGGACCCCCUGGAGCGCCAGUUCGAGCGCUUCAACCAGGCCAACACCAUCCUCAAGUCCCGGGACCUGGGCUCCAUCAUCUGUGACAUAAAGUUCUCAGAGCUCACCUACCUCGACGCCUUCUGGCGCGACUACAUCAACGGCUCGUUGCUGGAGGCCCUCAAGGGCGUCUUCAUCACGGACUCGCUCAAGCAAGCCGUGGGCCACGAAGCCAUCAAACUGCUGGUCAAUGUGGACGAGGAGGACUACGAGGUCGGGCGCCAGAAACUCCUGAGGAACUUGAUGCUGCAGACGGCCCCCUGACGCCCGGCUGCCGGUGGGAUCCGAGCUUUUCUUCUCUCCUUUUGUUUUGUUUUGUUUUUUAAGAUCGCCGACCGCCCCUGCUGGACUCCCGCCUGCCUGGGUGCGGCCGCGGGGCCCGGCGCCGUGCGAGGAGCUGGGCCGGAGCCGGGAGCCGCAGGGAGCGCCGGAGGCUUUCGUGUCCUCACCCCCUUUCCUGUCCUGUCACUUCUCUCUUGCUUUGUUUCCUUUUUCUCUUUUAUUUUGUAUCCAUUAAAAAAACAAAAAAGGCAAAAA